This is a messenger RNA of Drosophila busckii, 2249 nucleotides long. RefSeq names its product dihydropyrimidinase (gene CRMP). Gene Ontology annotation, molecular function: dihydropyrimidinase activity. The coding region runs from base 92 to 1858 and encodes 588 amino acids. The record is from RefSeq and is a predicted model, not a curated record. NCBI's taxonomy places the organism in Eukaryota, Metazoa, Arthropoda, Insecta, Diptera, Drosophilidae. Gene Ontology annotation, biological process: pyrimidine nucleobase catabolic process. Gene Ontology annotation, cellular component: cytoplasm; cytosol. The transcript is spliced from 10 exons.
CUUAAAAGGAAAGGGUGCGCGAUAGGUGUGGCUGCAAGAAAUUUUCCUAAGGUUUUAAAGUUCAACGAGCAGAGAAAAAUAUACUAUAAUAAUGGCAACUAGUCCGAAGCCCGUUAAGAAAGUGCCUAUUCACUUGCAAAGUGCUCAAAAUCGAGUUUAUAUCAAAAACGGCGAAAUUGUCAAUCAUGAUAAAUCGUUUAAGGCAGACGUUUACAUUGAGGAUGGCAUAAUUAAGUUUGUGGGUUCUGCGGCGGAUAUAACAAUACCUGGGGGAGUCCGCACCAUUGACGCGGCCGGAAAAUUGAUUAUUCCCGGGGGCAUUGACCCACAUACACAACUGCAGAGUCCUGCGCGCGACGCCGUAUCCGUUGCCGAUGACUUUUACAACGGCACCAAGGCAGCAGUGGCUGGUGGCACAACAAUGAUAAUUGACUGUGUGCUGCCUAACAAGCAUGAGUCAAUGGUGGAGGCCUAUGACGAGUGGCGCAGCAAGGCGGAUCCCAAAGCCUGUUGUGACUAUGCACUGCACUUGGGCAUCACCUGGUGGUCAAAAUCCGUUUACGAGGAGAUUGGCAUAUGCUGCAAGGAGCUGGGAAUUAACUCGUUCAAAAUGUUUAUGGCCAACAAAGGUGUCUAUAUGCUAAGCGAUGCGGAACUGCUGGAUGUGUUUGAGCGCAUAAGAGGCUUAAAUGGAGUGGCCAUGAUACAUGCUGAGAAUGGCGAUAUUAUUGCCAAAAACACGCAUCGCCUGUUGGCCGAGGGUAUCAGCGGUCCCGAGGGGCAUGAGCUAUCGCGCCAAGAAGAGGUUGAGGCGGAGGCUGUCCAUCGCGCUUGCAUCUUGGCGCAUCAGAUGAAGACGCCGCUGUAUGUUACCAGCUUAACUAGCAAAUCCUCUGCAGAACUUGUGGGACGUGCUCGUCGCAGCGGAUAUUGUGUGUUUGGUGAGACACUGGCAAGUUCUCUUGGCCGUAGCAUGAGCAGCGUACGCAAGCCGGAACGCAUUUACUAUAUAACUAGCCCACCAAUACGUGAGUCUGCUGAAACUCCCAGACAACUAAUGAAAUCCCUAGCCUACGAUGAUCUGCAGGUAACUGGCAGCGACAAUCGUACCUUUAAUAAGCAACAAAAGGACCUGGGUGUUGGCAACUUUACUAAAAUACCAAAUGGCGUUAAUGGUGCUGAGGAUCGCAUGUCCUUGGUUUGGGAGAAAGGCGUACAUCAGGGUUUACUCGAUCCCUGUAGAUUUGUGGCUGUUACAAGCACAAAUGCUGCUAAAAUAUUUAACAUUUACCCACAAAAGGGACGUAUUGCUGUUGGCUCCGAUGCGGACAUUGUUAUUUGGAAUCCGCAAGCCACACGCACCAUCUCAAAGGAGUCGCACCAUCAUGCUUGCGAUUUUAAUAUCUUUGAGGGCAUGACUGUGCAUGGUGUGCCAGAAUAUGUGUUGGUGCGUGGACGUAUUUGUGCUGAAAAUGGCGUUGUACGUGUAGCCGAGGGCUUUGGACGCUUUAUACCCAUGCAAGUUCGACCUCCUUUUGUUUAUGACAUCAUCGAGGGUAAAGUGCAGAAGACACUUGAGGAGCCGCAUGAGGAAAUUCAUAAUGGAAAUUUGGCUAAAAAGUUGGCUGAGCUAGAUAUUCAAAUACCACCACAUGAGCCAAUAAUGCUUGCUGGUAAUUUACCGAUGCCUGCAGAGGGUUCAAUAUGCAGCACACCUUCCGUGCGUGGUCGUGUUGAUGGCAAACGCGAUAUGCAAGAAUCAUCCUUUUCGAUUAGUGAGGAAUUGGAUAGAUCAGGAGUACGUGCUUGCAUUAAGGUAAAGAAUCCACCUGGCGGAAAAUCAUCUGGUUUUUGGUAAAUAGCGUUAACAGCUAAAUAAACAUGUGUUGCAUUUGCACAAAGUGGGCUCCCAUCAGUCAGAAUCAUCGCUCAUCACACACACAGACACAGACACACAUAUAAUAUUUACUAUUUAUAUAUAUUUAUACAAGUGUAAUCUUAAAAGUUUCAUGUCAUGAUUUAAUAAUGCAACAUUGCAUUCUCUUGUAGCCUAUUUCACAAAGACAAUUAGUAAUAUUAUAAUUUACAAUUGAGAAUUCAUUGCUCAUCGCUUAGUUGAGAAUUUAUAGAACAAUUUCAAGUCGUGCAGCUUACGGACCAAUUAAAACAAUUACAAUUUGUUUGUUAUGUUGUAGUUCAUGCACUCUUUAUUCAAAAUAUAUGACAAACUAAUGAAACGAAUGGGCUUU